GUGACCACCAUUCCGCUUGAAGGUUCUCCGUGGUAUCAUGUUUCCCUCAGCGGGUUAUUUUCGCAGUGCAAACUGUCCUUUCUUCAUCCAUGGCCUGUGCCAUCGACCGUACUGCCAUUUCAGACAUGCAAAGCCAGGCCAUGGAAGCUCCAGCAAGACAAGUAUAAAAAGCUGCCUGAAGUCAAAAACUACUGCAACAAAGACAGAAUGUACAGACAAUGCGAUAUCUCAGCCUCAAUCGRCCACAGAGACCAAUAAUGCUGGAAUAARGAGCGUUGAGUYGGGCAGUGUCCUGGGAGAURAUGAAMUCAAAAACAYAGAGAAAAUUGAACCUGAAAAAGCUGCAAAAACAAACAAAACAAGCAACAAAGAAACACAGAAAACAUCACCAAAUAAAACUUCUCUUUCAAUUCUUGAGUCUUURAAUAAACUAGAGCAGGCUGUAGAGGARGCUUCGGCAACUCUUCACAGUGCRCCAUGUAGCAGUAAAAAGAUUAGUAAUUUGAUUAAUACUAGUGUCAAAGAAAAGAAUAYAUGYGAGAAGAAGACUUUGAAAACUGCRGUACAAACUAAAGAAAGCACUAGUACCAAGGAAAAGWCUAYAUGUGARAARAAGMCUUURAAAACUGCYGUACAAACUAAAGAAAGCACCAGCAAAMUUGAAUCAUCCAMAGUGCAAACAAACAAAGACAAUACAGUCAAACAACAAAGUUUCACUYYRGAAAUUUCAUCAAAUAAUUKUACAGAAUUGGAGGAAAACUCAAGUCUGGAAGAAAAGCAAAUGGAUUUUGAGGAUAGUAAUAAGAUUCAGGAAGGAAAAGAGACCAAAAAUAUUAAUAAAGAAUUGGGAAAAGAAGUUGUAGACACCAGCUACAAAUAUUCUAACAAUAUUAAACGGAAACAUGAUAAAAUUGAUGAAGGUUUGCAUCACUCAGCAAAGAAGAGAAAAACCUCUUGUAGUAGCGAUGACACACCAAGAAAAUCCAAGGAAAGUAAACUUAGAAACUCUUUAGUGAAGACACCCAUAGAUGCAGAAAAGGAAACGAUUAAAAAGAAAAAAGGAGUCACAAAAGAUAUUAUACAGAGAAAAUGUACUGAUGGUCAACCAAAGAAAGUCGAGGAGUUAAGCAAAACAAUUAAAACAAAAGCUGCCAAAGAAGAAUUAAAAAAUAUGGACAAAGKAACUUUAGAUAAAGCAGAGAAGAAAGAUGCAAAGGUCAAAAGACAAUUAAUGGAUAUUGACUUUUUCACUUUGUCAAAAAAAUCAAAGCUAAAAACCCAAGGGAAAGUUAAGACAGUUGAGCCAACAGAUAAACCAGAGAAAACAGAUCAAGUUAAAUUGAAAACUUUGCGCAAACAGGCAAAGCCUAAAACUUCAAGUGAUAUAAAAGGUCAUGAUAUAAAGACACCUGAAAUCUCUUCCAAAACAGGAGGAGGUUUGAAAGCAAAUAUUUCAAUUGAUUCGUUAUUUGAGAGYGAUGAAGAUAAAGAUGAUAGCAGUGAUAGCAUUAGUGAUUCAGAACAAGACACAAUGGACAGUGGUACAGACACUUUGAAAGAAAUAUUUGAUAAUUAUGACCCACAACAAGACAGAGAGAAAAGAGUUUCAACCCAAAAUACAGCAGGAACUUCUGGAGUAAUGUCUGUUGAUGUGUCUCCUGCAAAGGAUAAAAACACUUCACCAGCAGAGCUUCAAGGGUUAGGGAAAAAGAAAAGAGUUGCACAUAACGCCUCUUAUUUAGUGCAAAGAAAAGGAAGUAAUAUUAACCCUAUUAGAAGGUUACCAAAAGAUUCGCCAAGCAUACCAGCCAAACAACCCCAGCCCACGACAUUAGAAAGAAAUGCACUACAAACAAAGAGACGAGUAGCUCACAUCCCCAAACCAACCACCGAUACUUCGCUACCRAGACCCAGAAUACCAACUGAAUAUGGUGCCAAAGUACCACAGAAUUUAAGACAAAGAUAUCUKGACAAGAUCAUUGAUGAAAACYUACGACUUUAUGCGACAGAAAAGGAAGCAUUUGAUAGGGGUGUUGAGGAAGAACGUAGUAUUUAUCAGCGUGCUACAAGGAGACCAAUGUAUCUUAACCURUGCUGYAAUGCAAUCAAAGUAYURCGCAGUAAACCAACUCCAGAAUUUCAAACAGACCCCRACCCUUCCCCUGCUGGGAUGUCUUCUGCAACUGGAACAACUGGUUCAUCUAAAGCAAUGAAAAACAGUUCAAAAGAAAUUGAUCCUUCAAAUUUGACAGAGGAGAUGACGUAUGAGUUGUUGUCACAGUAUAUAAUGACAGAGGAGCAGUUAGUUGAGAAUGGUUAUCCACGGCCUUGUCCGUCUACCCCUGGCAAGGUCACUUUYAAACCCCGCCGACCCCUCCCUACUCCUAGUAAAGACCCAAACAGACGGACAUGUUGUCGUUGUGGCAAAAAUUACUCCAUAAACGAUGAUGGUACAUACGUGCGGCAGGAGGAUUGCGUAUAUCAUGUCGGAAGAUUAUUUAGAAGAAGAACUGCAGGAGAAAUAAGCUCUUCAUUUCAGUGUUGCGGUGGUGAUGCUUCAACUCCUGGUUGUGCUGUUUGUAAAUUUCAUGUAUGUGAAGGCAAGAAUCAAACUGAAGGCUUUAUGACUACAAUUAUCAGUCCUUUGGCUGGGAACCAAAAGAAAGUGUUUGGAGUKGACUGUGAGAUGUGUUAUACCAUUGCYGGGCUUGAAUUAACACGUGUAACCGUGGUGGACUGGAAGCUGGAAAAGAUUUAUGAUACUUUUGUCAAACCUGAUAAUCCUAUCCUAGACUAUAAUACCAGGUUCAGUGGAGUUACGCGAGAGUGUCUACGUGGUGUCAAGACUAGUAUUCGUGAAGUGCAAGCUGUUCUUCUAAGCAUGAUAAGCAAAGAUUCAAUCCUGGUGGGACACAGUCUUGAAAGUGACUUAUUAUCCUUAAAGCUUGUUCAUGAUACGGUAGUUGAUACAUCAGUUGUCUUUCCUCAUCGUCUUGGUCCACCMUACAAGAGGGCACUGCGAACACUUAUGGCCGAGUUUGUAAAGAAAAUUAUUCAAAACAAUGAGGAAGGUCACGAUAGCUAUGAAGACGCUAAAGCAAGUUUAGAACUCAUGCUAUUCAAAGUGAAAGAAGAUUUAAAAAAGAAACCAAAAAACAAAAGAUAACAAACAAAGUAUUUAAUAUAUUACAAAAGAUGUAAAGAAUUUAGGAUAAAACAUAUUGGGUCUUGUUGGAAAAUACAUAUGAAAAUACUAGAGUUUAAAAAAAUAAUGUACGUACAUGUAGUACCUACCAAAUGUACAAUUAAAGGUGGAUUUUAAAAA
This is a messenger RNA of Exaiptasia diaphana, 3325 nucleotides long. RefSeq names its product RNA exonuclease 1 homolog. Gene Ontology annotation, molecular function: nucleic acid binding; metal ion binding; exonuclease activity. Lineage: Eukaryota; Metazoa; Cnidaria; Anthozoa; Actiniaria; Aiptasiidae. The record is from RefSeq and is a predicted model, not a curated record. Gene Ontology annotation, cellular component: nucleus.